Molecule: messenger RNA, 3833 nt
Organism: Diceros bicornis minor
Lineage: Eukaryota; Metazoa; Chordata; Mammalia; Perissodactyla; Rhinocerotidae
Gene: SH2D1B
Product: SH2 domain containing 1B
Exons: 4
Coding region: 79-474 (131 amino acids)
Source: RefSeq, a predicted model, not a curated record
CCCCAUUAGGCCAGCUGCCUCCACUUCCCUUCUCAAGGCCGUCGCCCACUGGAUUUCAGGGAUACGAGAGGGCUCUCCAUGGAUCUGCCUUAUUACCACGGGCCUCUGUCCAAGAGAGACUGUGAGACCUUGCUGCUCAAGGAAGGGGUGGAUGGCAACUUUCUGUUAAGAGACAGUGAGUCUCUUCCAGGAGUCCUGUGCCUCUGUGUCUCGUUUAAAAAUUUCGUCUACACAUACCGAAUCUUCAAAGAGACAUAUGGGUAUUACAAUAUACAGACUGUGGAAGGUGCUCGAAAACAGAUCUUUCCAAACCUAAAGGAAUUGAUCUCCAAAUUUGAAAAACCAAAUCAAGGGCUAGUGGUUCACCUUUCAAAGCCAAUAAAGAGAACCAGCCCCUGCCUGAGAUGGAGAAGAUCAAAGAUAAAGUUGGAAGAUAAUUAUGGGAACAGUGACUAUGUGGAUGUCUUGCCUUGAAGAUAAGAAUUCUGGACAAAGCAAUUAGGGACGGGUGACAGCUCUCACUGGCGACCCUGCUUCUCCUGCAAGUGUAGGUCUGGAAGGCUGACCUUCAGGGGACAAUCCAGACUCUCCUGGUCUGGGAGAGUGAAGAUGUUCUGUCCACCAGCCUCAGAGAAAUCACUCCCCAUGUCCCUGCCUCCUAUGCAUACAUCACGAGGAGCUUCGAAACGUCUUUUCCCCUCUCACUCUUCUUUCUUGGGAUAGGACAGCCUGAACUUAUUUCCUUGACUUGUUAAAGGUACUACCUCUACAUCAUGGUUGACAUCCUCCUUCUGACCAGGCAGUCAGAGGGACAGCUUCAUACAGAAGAGAUCACACUUAGCCAUGACUUAGGAGCCUGUGUUCCAGUCCUGUGGCCAUCUUUGGACAAACCUCUUUCUCUCUCUAGGUCUCCAUUUCUUCAUCUAUAAAACAAGUGGCUGAGUGUGAUACACACAGCCCCAGCCUCUCUGCUAAGCCUGGUUGUGUCUGGUGGAGUUGAGGAGUCCUGGAGUGAUGGAGAUGUAUACAGCAUCAGCAAGGGAUCAGGGUCCGAGCCUCCCAAAACAGCCAAUACAUUCUCUGCACCUGUCUAUACUGGUCUUGGUAAAGGUGGGGGCCCUGACCCACUCGUGUGCCCUUCUCCCUCCAGCCUGGGAUACUCACCUUCCAGCUCUUUCUCCUUCUUUCUAAUCUUGAUUUUCCUGCCCAACAUUUCUCUGAACACACCUUGUCCUUGAUUUUGCCUAAUGUCAUUUGUGCACCAACCACUUCAGCAGCAUGGAUGUGGUUCUGUACAGUGAUAUAUGUGGAGAUUUUAAAGAUAUUCUCCUAUGUGUGCUUCUUGUUACCAACUAGGUUUUAAGUGCUACCAAAGUAUGGUUGAGUCUCCCUUGUAUCCUCCACAGGGUGUAGAAACGUGUGCUAUACAGAGCUAUGUCCAGUUCAUAGAAGUUACUGACUGGAAGCAGACUCCUGAAGGGUUUGUUGAAUUGGUUCUAAGGCCCUUUGAAUUUUUCAGCUAGCUCAGAAUUUUAAUAAAGAUGUGUUUAGUGUGGAAUGUACAAAAUUCAAUGCCCAUUCUCUUACCCAUCUUCAAACUAUAGUGAUUCAUUUCACCUCACUGGCCUUAUCUUUCAAAUUUAUUAAAGAGAGGAACUCUAGACUUCCAGACAACAUGAACAGACAUUGUGGCUGGAAUCCCAAAGUGUGCGCCAUCCUGAAGUCAUGGGUCACAGAAUUACAUAGCUACUACCAAGUAGAGAAGUAAUGAAAUGCAGCCAUAUUCAGAGAGCUGGGGGAGCCAAAUCCUGUUUGCUGCUUCAGCAAAGGACUCCAGAAGCAGGCCUGCUCCCCAGGGUUUGGUCCUAGGUCUUUGAUUCUCUAUGGUACAAAAAAGCAUGUUCCAGUUUCCAGAGCCUACUGCAGUCCUUGGCACAGAACAUAUAUUCAGUGAAUAUUUCUUGAAUAAAAGGCUGAUAAAUCAAUAUAUAAAAUAUGGUCACUCAUUGUGGAUGGCAGAGAUUUAUACAUUUCAAAAUCCAUAGAACCAGACUAUUAGUUCAAGAUCUUUCAAUUAUAACUCUCACAGAAGUCAUUUCCUUUUUUCUGAGCACCCAUGCAUAGCACCUUGCAUGAUGCUUGGUCCCCAGUGGGAUUUCAGUACAUUUCUCAAAUAAGCCAGCCAUAUUUAAUAGCUGAUGUUGAGGUCAAGCUAUAAAUCCCUGAAAUUUUUUGGAAGACUUUGAACCGGUCAUGUGAAGAACAGCUGAAAGAUCUGGGUAUAUGGGCCUGGAAGAGGGAAGACAAUCAAUUACAACAGCUAUUCCAAGUGUUUGAAAUGCUGUUCUGUGAAAGAGGGUGAAGACUCACCAGGUGCAAUGCCAGACAGUAGAACUCAGACCAAUGGUUGGUGUUUAUAGGAGGGCAGUUUUAGCCCAAUACAAGAAGAAUUCUGAACCCGCUAGAGCUAUCCUACGCUCUAACAGUCUGCCCUCUUGUAGUUCAAGUGGAGGGUGAUACUUUCCAAGAAUGUGGGAGAAAUGAUUCCUGUCCCAAGAAGAAAUUAGACUGCCUGACUGCUAAGAUACCUUCCAAUUCAAGGAUCACUGGAUUCUAUUCUCAUCUCUUAACAGUGAGAAAAAUCUCUUUCUCUUUCUCUUUUUGACUUAGGCAUGGAGAGUGGAGUUAAUUACAUUCCUUAGUUCUUAACUCACUAUCACCAUAAAUCCACACGGGACUUUUCUUUUCGUUUUAUUUCAUUUUUCUCCCCUUCAUCCCUAAUUCAAUGGAAUUCCAAUGGAACCAGUUCUAUACCAUUUGAUAUAUGCACUUGGUAUGUAUGCGCCCUUAUAGAAUAUACAGUCUUGGUUGUGAAUAUAUAUCUUUUACAUUUACAUACAUGAUGUGGUGCUAUUGCUCCAGUUCUGUUGUUACUUUUUUCACUCAAUGUCAUGUUGGGUUCUGUUCUAUAUUGUUGAGUGUACAUCUAAUUCAGUGCCUCUGUCUGAUGGAUGGUAUUCCAUAGUGUUCAUCCACCACAUUUUGCUUAUCCAUUCCUCUAGGGAUAGACAGCUAAGUUGGUUCCAAAACUGCUACCAGGAACAACACCAUGAUGGGCAACCUUGUGCAAGUCUCUUUAUGGAAGUGUGAGAGUUCCUCUGGGCUAUAUGCGUGGGCCGUAAAGUAUACUCAUUUAAUUAUGUUGUAAUCAAACCCAUCAAGUGCUUUUUUGAUUCUUAUUUUAUAAGCCCUUCCCUACUCCAAGAUCACGAAAAAAAUCAUCUUACAUUUUCUUCUACUAACUUUAUACUUUUACCCUCUACAGUUAGAGUUUUAAUGAUGGCAAGGACUUUUGCCUUUUUCGCUGACAUAUCCCCAGUGUCUAGAAAAGUCCUUCACACAUACUAGAUGCUCAACAAAUAUUUGUUGAAUAAAUGAUAAAUCUGAGUAUAUGGUUAGAACAUAUGAUCUGUGUAUAUGGUAAGAAUCCAACUUUGUAUUGCUCCAUAUAUAUUAAUUUUCCCAUUUCAACCUGCUUAAUAAUUCAUUUUACCCCCUCUGAUUUAUGGUUCUUCCUUUAUAAUGUAUCACAAUGGUUCUAAUACCCUGGCUUUGUAAUGUCUUAUUGUCUGGUAGGAUAAGGCUGAUUUAGCAUCUCUUAUUUUUCAAGUCUGAUUUAGCUAUUUGUGGACCUUGAUUCCUCCAUACACAUUUUAGAAUAAAUAUGUUAAGUUGCUCAAAAUAUCUUGCUGGAAUUUUGAAUGAAAUUGCAAUGAAUUUGUGGAGUAAUUAGAGGAGACUUGACAUGCCUGUGAUGUUUUCCCAUGCAUACA